AUGGAACAAGCCCGUUCCAUGGAUCACAUUACCAAGUUUGUCCCAUCUUCUGUCGGCAGGAGGCAGGCAGGGGGAAAGAAGACACGAGACCGCCAAGCCAAGCAACCACCAGAGAAGGGAGUUAGGAUGGAUAUCGAUAGAGAAAAUUUUGGUCGAUCACUUCUGGAGGUUGUAACAGAAUUUGAUACACAAUGCACCCAAGAAUGUGAGGCAGCAUCAACAUUUUUAGCAAUCGGUGUAAGAAGGAACGACGCCUGCGACGUGUCUCUCGUAUUGAUAUUGGACUUUUCAGCAUGCGUCAACACUACUAAGUAAGGUAAGGUACCUAAGGAUCGGCAUUGACUUCAUGGAAGACCGAUGGAUGAGGAAGGAAAGCAGACUUUAUUACUACCUUCCCUGAAAAUGGAAAGUGGGAGGAACGGUACUUCUUUCAACCUGACAGUGCUAUGAUUGGCUAGAGCAUCUACAAUUGUAAUACCUGACGGCCCUCGGGAUUCACGAAUAAACCGGCACCAUUUGCAUUGCAUUAUUGUCU
Fusarium oxysporum Fo47 is the source of this 535-nucleotide messenger RNA. RefSeq lists its product as uncharacterized. The transcript has 2 exons. The record is from RefSeq and is a predicted model, not a curated record. The coding region runs from base 1 to 315 and encodes 104 amino acids. Lineage: Eukaryota; Fungi; Ascomycota; Sordariomycetes; Hypocreales; Nectriaceae.